This is a messenger RNA of Penicillium arizonense, 744 nucleotides long. RefSeq lists its product as uncharacterized. The record is from RefSeq and is a predicted model, not a curated record. NCBI's taxonomy places the organism in Eukaryota, Fungi, Ascomycota, Eurotiomycetes, Eurotiales, Aspergillaceae. Gene Ontology annotation, molecular function: oxidoreductase activity. The transcript has 5 exons. The coding region runs from base 1 to 744 and encodes 247 amino acids.
AUGUCUAGCUGGUCGUGGUCAUCUACUGGUAAUGAAGUCGUGCACGAAUUUGCAGAGAGGAUCGAGGGACGGACAUUCCUAAUCACCGGCCCAAGUGACGGAGGAAUUGGUGCAGAAACUGCACUCUGUCUAGCGUCCAGAUCUCCAUCAGCUAUCAUUCUUGCAGGCCGGGAUCGUACCAAAAUUCAACCAGUCAUCGAAAGGAUCACCGAGAUCAACCCAAAGAUCAAAGCAACUUUCGUUUCCUUGGAUCUAAGUAAUCAAGGCUCAAUAAGACGAGCCGCUGCAGAAAUAAACGGUCAAUUCGAUCGCAUUGAUGUUCUCAUCAAUAAUGCCGCCAUCAUGGCUUGUCCGUAUAGCACCACCAAAGAUGGAUUUGAGGUACAAUUUGGUACAAAUUUCCUCGGUCCGUUCCUCUUUACUGGGCUUCUUCUCCCUAAGCUCCGCGCUGCGGGACCAGGCGCACGUAUUGUCAACGUGAGCAGCUCCGCACAUCGGUUUGAGGGUAUUCGAUUCGAAGAUCUAGAUUUUGAGGGUGGUACUGCCUAUGAUACAUGGAAAGCAUAUGGCCAGUCAAAAACAGCAUUAAUCCUGAUGGCCAUCCACCUCGCAAGAAGUAUCCCAAGUAGUGAAGUUGCUUCUUUUGCGCUUCAUCCCGGAAGUAUUGCAUCAGGUCUACAGCGCCAUGUCGAUUCCGAGUCAAUGUCAGAUGCUAGAGCAAAGUCACAAUCAAGUGCUUCCUGA